Molecule: messenger RNA, 576 nt
Organism: Fonticula alba
Lineage: Eukaryota; Rotosphaerida; Fonticulaceae
Exons: 3
Coding region: 1-576 (191 amino acids)
Cellular component (GO): membrane
Source: RefSeq, a predicted model, not a curated record
AUGUCGUGCUGCAGCCGCUUCUCCAGGGCCAUGCUGAUCCUGAUCAACAUCUUCUUCCUCGUCGCCGGUCUCGGUGUCCUGGGAGGAGGUAUCUACACCCUGGUUGAGUCCAACCGCCUGGGUAUCCCCUCUUCCAUCUGCAUCGGUAUCAUUGUCACCGGCUCCCUGGUCUUCCUCAUGUCUCUCGUUGGUCUCAUCGGCGCUUCUCGCAAGAAGGCCGGCCUCCUCUGGUUCUACUUCACCCUCUGCCUGCUUGUCCUCCUCGCCCAGAUCGCUGUCGCUGUUGUUGCCUACUUCUUCUCCGACCAGUCCAUGGAGUGGCUCGAGGAGUACGGUUGGGACAAGGCCAGCCAGGAGACUCGUGACUACAUUCAGGACACCUUCGAGUGCUGCGGCUUCCAGCACAACGAGCCCGGCUGCCCGGUCGACAACGGCUGCGGUGACCAGAUGUAUGACACCUUCGUUGCCUACAGCACCUACGUCUACAUCGCCGGCUUCGUCCUCGUCGGCUUCCAGGUCAUCGGCCUCAUCUUCACCAUCAUCGUCGCCGUCUCGGCCCGCAAGGACUCUUACUAA